Messenger RNA from Porites evermanni, 3972 nucleotides. The record is from the annotation of a GenBank genome assembly. Lineage: Eukaryota; Metazoa; Cnidaria; Anthozoa; Scleractinia; Poritidae.
AUGCCUUUUUCUCAAGAGGGCGACGAAUUUCAAGACAUCGACCAUUUCGUACAGGCCCUCGUAGAACUGUCUAGUAAAGCCGAAGAAACAGUUCAAUCCUACAAUGUUUUGAGUUCAAGCGAGCCUCAGUUAACUGGAUGGAUUACGGAGCGAACGAUUUCUAAUGAAAACAAAACAGUUUGUCGUCGAUCUACCCCAUCUAAAGCUGACUCCAAAGAACAUCGAUCAGGCACUCCGCGAAAAGCAAUUUCAAAACAGUUUACAAGAAACCGAGCGGAUAUCGUAGAGUUCAAGCAUUACUUACAACCACAACGAUACAUCGAAGAGUAUCGGAACGAAAAGGCUAUCCGACAAGAAAACGCUUACAAAGAUCUGCUUUGUAAAAACGAUAGGCGUAGGGCGUCUGAUUCUUGCGUGGAUUUUGGAAAAAAAUGCGAUCAAACGGAAUCUUCAGCAUCGAGGCACGUUCCCUCUGUACCUAGUGUUGUAAGCAUGAAGGAAGAACAAAUACCGCAAGAAGACAAUACUACUAAGCCUCUCAUUGUUGUUUCGUCAAAAGAGUUGUGUAAACCAGCUAAUUUGCCUCUGCCAGGGCAAUUUCAGGGUAGGAAAUUGCAGUGGCGGCCAACUAUAGGAAACAGGAAAAUACCUCAACCGAAAGUCGUAUCUCAGUGGUAAGGCGUUUAAUUAAUGAACCAAUAUGUAAAACUGUCUAGGCAAAUUGCAUGUUCAAUAUAAUCGCUGACGGGACAAGAGCCAAUUAGGGUUAAAUUUAUUGUUGACUUGCCAAAUUAGCCUUUAUAAAGCGCAUAUUGCGACUGGCCUCUAUGAUAUCGUAAUUAUAAAAUGUCUUACCAAAAUUGUUACUCAUAUGCUGUUAUGAUGACGUCGAAACGUCCACACUCAGUUUUAGUUGUUUUAGCUUUAGUAUAAAAUCGCUGUUGAUCAAGUAUUUCCUUACCAACAAUCAAUCACACCGAAAACUGGCGCUUGUAAAGACUGUAAGUCAAAACAUAGUUAACCAUUAACCAUGGUCAAAAGGAAAAUACCAAAACUGAAUUUGGCUCAAUUAAACUAGUUUCAAAAGAGUACAAACUGAUCGCUUAGGGAUUCAACUUGGCCCAGCCUGCCAACACACGUAUUUCCGGUCGUAGCUACUCUCAAAUACGUCUGCGUUCACGGGCUAAGUUGUUUCAAGGUCGCCAAUCAUAGCCCAUCCCAAGGUCAGAUUUUAAAUCCCAGUUCCUUAGUUCAAAAACAUUUUGUCUGUUAACCAGUCAUUUGUAAGCGUGACGGGCCAAAAGAAUUCACUUGAAGUUUGCUUUGUACGCGGAUUCCAUUGAUUCCGGCUAGCCUGUUUCAGGCGUUUAGAUCGUGGGGACGGCGCGAAGAGAUGUGAGCAGGAAAAAAAAAGCGAGGGGAUGGUGAACAGGCCAGAUCUGGGCCAGAUCAGACUGAUUCAAAUUUCACGCUCACCCAGGAUUAACUUAAGCCUGCUCUCAAAACCGUUAUAUCAUCCUCACAAGCGUUCAACUUGUCCAGUUGUACUAGCGUUAUUAACUUCAUCCUCUCUUGCCUCACAAUGCAGAAAAUAAUUUAAUAAGUUGUCUUGGUUUUUCAGGAGCCAAGCCCACAUUGAUGUAACUCUUGAGAUUACGUCACAAGGACACGCUGAUGUUGGUCACAUGGUCCAGUUCAGUAAACAGGUGAGAUACUAUAGAUAGCAGAGUAGACUGUUCGCAGUCCUCUAUUUUCCUGUCAUAUGCAAUCUUACAACCCCGCUAUCUCAGGGUACACUUUCUCAAGAUUAUUAAAUGGUCGCUGAGCACUACUUAGGGGGCGGGGGUGGUUUGGUUUUUUCCCGCCCCCUUCUCCCACAGCUAUAAUCCCCGACGUCCGCCCCCUCGGUACAUUUGAAAAUCAAGAUGGCCAACAUUAACGGUAAGACGCGCUCACGGAAAAAUAGGGGACUGUGAACAGUCUAAUAGCAGAGGGUCCCUUUAAAGGAUUCCUCAAUCCCGUCUUCCCAACCAAAAUGUUCCCUCAAUCCCGUAACCCGACGCUUUUUGUUGACUUAUGUCGAUCCUGAUCAUACGUUCCAAAAAGUGCCUUAUACUGGUUCUAAAAAUCUCACCUUUAUAGGAGGACCAGUGGCAGAUAAUGGAAUAAAAACGGUGGCGGGUAGUGUCAAAAUAGGCAGAUGACAAGCUCGAGAAAGAUGUGCACAUUUUGUUAAGUCAAAAUGAAAGUUUUUUCAUCAUUUAGUUGAAAAAGUUUCUCUUUCGAACAUCGUUUCUUUUGAAAAACAUCUCCUGCAUCCCGUUCAUAAUUACAAUCCCGAAUAUUAGCUUGCUUAACAUUACCUCUUAAAUCGCGCAUCCUGGCCUUGAAAUGAGGCACAACCAGGAUACAUCAACUUGACGAAGGACUACAUCAGGAGAAACGAAAGACAAGUCAUAACGUCAUCCACAGUCCAACAAAAGACAAUAGGGAGUAGAGGAAUUCUUCACACAGAUAAUCAUUGCAGAUUCAUGCACAUCAAGAACGGAUAAAAAAAAUGGGUUUUAAGUCGACCAACAAACAAAAGGAGAGUAAACUUAAGUCGUGAUCUGUAAUCGUUAGUUAAACUUGCCAACAAACUAUGAACUAUGAAAGUCGAGCGAGUAGCACGAAAUGAAUGAGGUAGGGGUCAUCGUAUAACGAGAAGGACUUGGGAAAGCCUAGUCUCCUCCGAGUUGAGUUAAGGAGGCUCGCACCCAUUUUUCAAGGUCUCACCCCUUCGUGAUUGAUGCUCCAUAACUAGGCUGUAGUGCAUAUACAAAAAAGCCACAAAGUGAAGCGACAUAUCUAACAAUAAUUAUAUCUAAAAACUGAACUUUAUUUUAGAGUAUGUUUUGUUGACAUCGCCGCUUCCAUAGCAACAGAAUAACGAUGACAUGAAAUCUACAAUUCGAAAUUUUCUCGAAAGCAAGCAAUAAUCUGUUAAAGUCCUUAAGUGUGCUAAUAGUUUAGACCGUUGUCUUUACCUUUUAAAGAUCUUGGCAAAAGUCAGGGCUUUUUUGCACUAGGUAAUUUCUUACUUACUUUGCUAUGUUUGUGGUCAAAAUUGCAGUUUACAAGUACUGGCUGCGUUUUAACUGAAAUUACUACCAAAUUUGUCAAAGCUAGCCUACUUUAAAGGCGUAAUUUACCCCUGGUACGUCUGUAAGUGUUUAAUAAAUGGCUAUGUAAUAACUGAACCAUUUCUCCUCCAUUUUAAGGGUGAAGACUUAAACCCACUGCAAGAAAGAAGACCAUCGGCGAACUUGGUUAUCAAAAGAGCGGAGUUAAAUUCCACAGUGACAAAUUCACGAGCUGAACCCAAAACUUCAACCACCCCUCAGGCGGUUAGAGCCCAGUACUCGCCAAUAGAAAAGUGUGACGCGUGGGUCAAAAACAGAGAAAAUGAACUAGGGACUAUCUUCCGCAAAAGUAAAGAGAAAUACAAUGCAAAGCCACGGACAUUUCGAGGAUAUAACACGACGCAAGUUUCGUCGUCUCCGUUAGCUCUGCGCGGCAACGCAUUGACUUCAUCUCCUAAAGACAUGACGGAAAACACUUCGAUUAUAAGGUGCUCCUCGAGCGCCUCAGGAAUAGAUUAUUCCAAAUACACAGACAUGUUUAAAAACGUGCUGGAGUUUUACGGACCAAGACGGUUGAGACCGAAAUCGCAUUCAGCCAUAGAACAACUAUUAUCCAUGAAAACUUAACCCAAAGGACCUGCCAGCAAAAGCCGGAAGUUUAUUGCCCAGGCAGGCUUUAUCUCAUUUUCUUGAGUAAGGCCAGCCUCGUUCCCAAUCACCUCCGGCGAUUUUGGAUGUGACGUCACCUGUCAAGCUUGCCGGGAGUCUGUCGGGAGAAGUCGGGAGAAUUCGCUUUCGCGGUCGGUUUCCAAACCGUCCUCCGCUCAUAUCACGCAAAUAGUGCGAACUG